AUGGCAGUGUUGCUGAUGUUACUCUUUGUCACCAUCUGCUUUCCAGGGCAGUGCCAGCUGCAGCUCAGUCAGUGCCACAUCCAGAGGUGCACGACAGACUUCGUCUCUCUCACCGCCCACCUCAGCCCCUCCCUGGAGGGCUUCAGCGGUGAGUUCUGCAAAGCACUUCGGGCCUACUCGGCCUGCACCCAGCGCACUGCCAAGAGCUGCCGCGGCAACCUGGUCUUCCAUUCAGCCACGCUUGGCAUCAGUGACCUCAUGAGCCAGCGCAACUGCUCCAAGGAAGGGCCCACCUCGUCCAGCCGCCCCGAGGCCCCCGCUGAGCCCUGCGCCCGCUGGCGCGACCCCCGAGGGGGUGAGGGCGCACACCCCGCCCACCUUUUCUGCGGUCUGUUUGGGGAUCCCCACCUCAGGACUUUCAGGGACCACUUCCAGACCUGCAAGGUCAAGGGGGCGUGGCCUCUCAUCGACAACAACUUCUUGUCAGUGCAGGUCACAAACGUUCCUGUGGUCCCUGGGUCCCUCGCUACGGCAACCAUAAAGAUUACAAUGAUCUUUAAACCGUACCAGGACUGCACAGACCAGAAGGUGUACCAGGUGGUGACGGACGACCUGCCCGCGGCCUUCACGGACGGGACAGUGAGUGGGGGCAGUAGCAGCGGCCGCAGUCUCUGGAUCGCGGAGAGGUCACCGGGCCGGCACGUGGAGAUCCACGCCGACUACAUUGGCGUCACCAUCAUCGUGCGGCAGCUGGGCCGCUACCUGACGCUGGCAGCGCGCGUGCCACGGGAGGUGGCCAUGGCCUACGACGACACACAGGACCUGCAGCUCUGCAUGGACGGCUGCCCUGCAGGAGAGCGCAUAGAUCUAGAGGGCUGGCUCCCUCUGCUGGCGCCGGGCUCACCCCACCACAUGCCUUGGCACCAGUAUUGGCAGCAGGGUCCUGGGGCCGGCCUGGGCCACCCGGGGCCGUGGAGCAGCUUCACCCUGGAGAGCGCUAUGACUGCAUGCCAGGAGCUCCUGGAAGUCAGGGAUAUCUACUUCCACUCCUGCGUGUUUGACCUCCUCACCACCGGGGACGCCAACUUCACAUCCACCGCCUACAAUGCCCUGAAAGACAUGGAGACGCUCCACCCAGUGAGGGAACGCUGGCGUAUUUUCCUCCGGUCAGAGUCCCCGGCGCCUCAUCCCCUCCACCUCAAACUGUGCCUGCUCUACACUCUUAUACUUGUGUUUCUCUUGGACUUCUGCUGA
Megalops cyprinoides (Indo-Pacific tarpon) is the source of this 1254-nucleotide messenger RNA. Its product is annotated as RGM domain family member B-like. Bases 1 to 1254 code for a protein of 417 amino acids. The transcript is spliced from 2 exons. The record is from RefSeq and is a predicted model, not a curated record. Gene Ontology annotation, biological process: BMP signaling pathway. Gene Ontology annotation, cellular component: plasma membrane. Lineage: Eukaryota; Metazoa; Chordata; Actinopteri; Elopiformes; Megalopidae. Gene Ontology annotation, molecular function: coreceptor activity.